Symbiodinium sp. CCMP2456 is the source of this 717-nucleotide messenger RNA. The record is from the annotation of a GenBank genome assembly. NCBI's taxonomy places the organism in Eukaryota, Dinophyceae, Suessiales, Symbiodiniaceae.
GUCCACGACGUCCACGGUGGAAACCUUGAGAUCAAGGGAGAUUGCGACGCAAACACGGACAUCUUCAAUCUUAGGAACGUUGACGGUUUGGGCAGGUUGCAGGGCUUCGGUAAUCCUACCGGAGUGUGCGUGUUCCGCUACAAAAACUCGGUAGCCGGAAAAAAUUGCCACGACGUGUGCGAAGCAUUGGGCACCGAAUGCGUCAACGUCAACGUGACCGACACCGGCGGCACAACAAGACAGGCCGGCAUCAUCAACACCAAUGGGGUCGAUUGUGAGCAUCGUGGCGUUACCUCGCACGGCACUUGCACCUCGGUGCAGUUGAACAGUGCCGCGUGCGCCUGCCGAAUCCCGGAGAACACCAAUGCCGGUCAAGGCCCUGGGCCGGCGGUGGAGCGGCAGCUCCAGCUCGACCCGACGCUCGGUGGUCUAACCGAAGGCGGCGUAAGAGCUGCCUGCACCGAGGGCGACACGAACUUCCUAGCAUCGGCCGUGUAUCCUCCAAGAACUCCUGACACCCACCCUGGCCUCGAUGACGAGGAGUAUGAGCUGGAUGCGAUCCUGGCGGGCUGCAUCGUGGAUUUCGUCUUCGCGGAUGAGGGCGACCGUGACUCGAUCCUCGACAACGUGGUCGAGCAGGAUCCGGCUGCGCCGAGCACACUCUGUGGAGAUGCCAGCAUCGUAAACCAAGCGGACUGCUUAUGCGGGGGCACGGAG